Messenger RNA from Drosophila ananassae, 998 nucleotides. RefSeq names its product trypsin alpha. The transcript has a single exon. NCBI's taxonomy places the organism in Eukaryota, Metazoa, Arthropoda, Insecta, Diptera, Drosophilidae. The record is from RefSeq and is a predicted model, not a curated record. Gene Ontology annotation, biological process: proteolysis. The coding region runs from base 54 to 794 and encodes 246 amino acids. Gene Ontology annotation, molecular function: serine-type endopeptidase activity.
UACUUUACAACCAAUAAUAACUCUAGUAACUCUACUGGAAACAAUAUCUAAAAAUGAUAUUUAAGAAUCUAAUUUUUAUUGUGGCUUUAACUCCCAUAUUUGGACAAACAAUUCUAGAUGAAUUACCCAUAAGAAUACAACAAGUUCCCUGGCAAGUUUCGGUUCAAAUCAAUGGCAGACAUAAUUGCGGUGGAGCUCUACUAAGCUCGGAUAUAGUUUUGACUGCCGCCCAGUGUGUCAAAGGUCACAGAAUCGAACAGAUAUCAGUACGAGCGGGUACUAUACUCCGCAACUUUGGAGGUCAAGUGAUCAGGGUGAGAAAGGUGAGAAUGCAAGUCUUGGGAAUGCGAUCCAGUGAUGUGGCCAUAAUUCUGCUGAGUUCUUCCUUUAAAACUGGCUAUAACAUAAGAGACAUCCCAUUGGCCAGUUCUCCACCCAAAGCUGGAACCAGAGCGACGGUAUCGGGAUGGGGGCAACUAGGUGCUAUAGUUCCUCCAUCGGAGAUACUGCUCAGGGUGAACCUUAACAUCGUUGAUCAGCUGAAGUGCUCGACUGAAAAUGUAGCGAAACAAAGGAUAGUCCUCGCUGACGAAAUCUGUGCCGCACCCCGAGGCAUUAUACCGCUGGCGUGUCAGGGAUUCUCGGGCGGUCCUUUGGUUUCCGCCGGUAAACUGGUUGGCAUCGUUUCCUGGAACAAUCAGUGUGGUUUCCUCAAUAUUCCCAGUACUUAUGCAAAUAUUCCCUUGCUUAAGUUAUGGAUUGAAACCACCUCUAAUCUAAUGAGAAUUUUGUAGAAUUAACAAAAACUCUACCUUUUCUUUUUUGCUUCAAUUUUAAAGUAAAUAUUUACAAUUUACAAAUUGUAUUCGUUUAACCAGUGCUUGUUUCUCAAAAUUGAAAUUUAAUUCAUUUUAUUCUAUGACCUGGGGACCAUGGCUCAGAUGAAUAUUAUUAAUACGGCCCAUAAGCCCAAUAAAUGCUCAUGAUUUCUCUCUCGA